AAGACCAAUUAUGUUUCCUGACAAUGAAGAACACAUAACUGAAUAUAUUCAAAUCAAGUUAAAUAAUAAGCAAAAUACUCUUCUUGACAAAGAACGUCGAGAAUUUCUUAAACAGUAUAAAUUUGUUCUCGAUAAAGAUAAUAAUAUUAUUGAUGAAGCUA
Messenger RNA from Racocetra persica, 161 nucleotides. The record is from the annotation of a GenBank genome assembly. NCBI's taxonomy places the organism in Eukaryota, Fungi, Glomeromycota, Glomeromycetes, Diversisporales, Gigasporaceae.